Gavia stellata (red-throated loon) is the source of this 3636-nucleotide messenger RNA. It is a transcript of the gene LEPROT, whose product is annotated as leptin receptor overlapping transcript. Gene Ontology annotation, cellular component: endosome. NCBI's taxonomy places the organism in Eukaryota, Metazoa, Chordata, Aves, Gaviiformes, Gaviidae. Gene Ontology annotation, biological process: negative regulation of growth hormone receptor signaling pathway; late endosome to vacuole transport via multivesicular body sorting pathway. The coding region runs from base 32 to 427 and encodes 131 amino acids. The record is from RefSeq and is a predicted model, not a curated record. The transcript has 4 exons.
CCUCAGCUCGGCGUCGUUCAGAGCCCCCAACAUGGCGGGCAUCAAAGCUCUCGUGGCGCUUUCCUUCAGCGGAGCCAUCGGGCUGACGUUCCUCAUGCUGGGCUGCGCCCUGGAGUACUACGGUGUAUACUGGCCUCUGUUUGUCUUAAUAUUUUACUUCAUCUGCCCCAUUCCCCACUUCAUUGCAAAAAGAGUAAGUGAUGACAGUGACGCAGCCAGCAGUGCCUGCAGGGAAUUGGCAUAUUUCUUCACAACUGGAAUUGUUGUUUCUGCCUUUGGAUUUCCUAUAAUCCUUGCGCGGGUUGAAGCGAUCAAAUGGGGAGCCUGUGGUCUGGUGCUGGCUGGCAAUGCAGUCAUUUUCCUUACUAUUUUAGGCUUUUUUCUUGUGUUUGGUAGAGGAGAUGACUUUAGCUGGGAACAGUGGUAGGACAUCGCUCUGAUGCUGGUAAUACUUUACGGCAUAUAUCACCAUAUGUAUACUCUGUAUGUGUAUAUGUGUAUAUAUUAUAACAUAUGUGUGUGUGCACGCUGAGAUGUAUGUAUGUGCAUAUGCAUGUAGUUUUACGUUAUCUGAUCAUAACAUGCUUUUUUAAAAUGCAUUUCAGCCAAAGGGAAAAGGCCCUUGUGACCGUUGUCUUAAUGUAUUCAGUAAAAGCUGGAAUCACUGUUGCAAAUUUGUCCCCAAAUAAGUUUACAAAACAUAAGCUGUUCUACUCAUUUUUUUUCCACUGCAUUUGCAUUAACUUUUGUUUUAAUCACAGUAGUAUCGUUGAUACAUGUUAUAUUGGUCAGCAUGCCUGUUGGUUUUUUUUUAACCAUGUAAUUAAAAUAGGCCAAUAUAAAGAUUAUCCUAUUUGGUAUUGUUCUUUCUGCUUUCAUUAGGGAUGAAUUGAGUACUUGCUUUUCAUUCGAGAAUUUGUAAUUUUAGUUUUUUUUCUUGAUAACAUAAAAACAAACAUAGGUUAUGCUAAGUCUUUUACUACCUAAUGAAAGAAAAAGAAAAUAACCCUGGUUAAAAAACCUUCCUUCCACUUAUGGCGUUCAUUUAAAAAAUAAUUCCCCCCACCAAGAUACUCAGGCUUUGUCCCUAUUCAGUUUAACAACUGUGGAUAUAUUUUUGGGAGUAAUAUACUUUAAUGCCUCUUUAAUGCUUAGAGCUGACGUUACUUCUCUUGUGAAGGUUCACAAAAGAAGAAACUACGCUGAGGACACUUAGAAUCACAAUGUAGUAUAUACAACUCGGUAUUCUUAUGUGUGAAAUGCCUGAAUUGCCAAGAAGUGAGUGUUCUGCUGGGUAGGACUUGUUAUCUCCUCAGUUCUCAUUGCUUUUAAAACAUACUUAUUCAACUACUGGUUUUUUUUGUCUGUAAGAAGAGAUUGUUAUAUUAAAACACUAUAUUUUUAAAUGGCAUUAUCCUAGUAAGCGUUCACAUAAUCACACUUACAAAAGUAAACUUUAUUACUGUUUUGACUUGCUGAAUCCUACAAAUUGUGGAGGCAUGUAGUUUUGUAAAAACGCAUUCUGAUACAACCCUAACUCUAGAAGACAUUUCAGAAAUCUGCAAAGGGGUAAAGGAAGAGACGCCUUAGUUUAUUCUUUCAUAGAAACAUGGACAUAAAGAUGUUUCUGCUCUGUGAAGUAAGAAGCUGAAUUGCUGCACAGGCCAUGUUUUACUAUUGCAAGUUCUUCAGACUAGCAGAUUGCAAAUGAUUAUUUUAUAGUUGUGUGAGUUAGUUCAUAGCUGACUGUUCUCAGUAAUAGAAUCUACCCUACAAGAUGCGUCAGUUUCACCAACACAGUGCUUUUUGCCCCAUAAGUUGUUUGGAGCUACUUAUGCUGCUCUCCAAACUCUAUCAAUACUCAUGUACUGCAGAAUGGUGUCCUGUGGAUUGCUGUGCAGAGCAAAGGUUCAAAACUUAACGAAUGUUACAUGAUUGCUCCGAUACUGGCUCUUUUGUUCAUGCUCAGUCCCCUAGAAGCAGGGUACAGAAAUCAUUCUGUGGUCCAAGUGAUGCAGUAUCACUGAAGUACGAAUGGAAUAUCAUGAUUCAGGAAGGUUAAUUACAAGUUUUUAAAUUUUAAACUUAAGAUAUGUGUGAGGUGAACAGUUCAGUGCUGAAGAAUGCUGAGUAGCUGUAUUUUAUACUGCAGUGUGUCUAGGCUGUCAUUCUUGUAAGAGAAGAAUUAACAUUAAAUGACAGUUUUUUCUGGAUCUUAAUGCUUAAUCAAAGACAUAGCAGGAACACACUUGUAAAGAAGCUGUGCAGAAACAAGUUCUCUUACAGUGUCUUCUUCCUGACUUUAGGUGAAAUCUAUUGGACCCUACUGAUUUGUAAAGUACUACUGGGGAAAUUACUUGCUCUAAUUAUGAGCCAGGUUGUUCAGAGUAAUCAUAGUUUUCAUGUAUAAGUCCUGCUUUGAUUUUUGAAGAAGUUGCUUUUUCUUCCUAUACCAUGGCAUUUUUCAUUCAAAUUGAUGAAGUAAACCAGCAACAAUAAUACACGAUUUAAGUGCCUGAUCCUGUAAAUGCCUGAAGUCAUUGCUAACAAUUCUGUUUAACUCCUGUUAAAGUACUCAUGUGCUUGCAGGGUUAGGUUCUUGAGUAUUUUUACUCCUUAGAAUUUAGGUACCGAAGGCUGCAAUAGCAGUCUAUAAAACUACUCCAUUACUGAUGAAUUUUUGCUUUCAAGACAGUGGUGUGAAAACCAGCUGAGAUAAAUUUUUCUUUAAAUUAGAGAAUCAUUAUUUGUGGAAUCUGUUCUAGAUCUAUCAGUAAAUCGUGUGCUUGUGGCAGAUUGGGAUACAGGCAGUAAACAUUUGACAAUCUAAAACAAAAAGGAGGAGUAGAAAGUACAGACUUGAAGAGAGGUUGCUUCUUUGACAAAUUAUUCUGUUGUACUGUAUUUCCUUUGAUAUUACUGUGGUUGGUGGGACCUCAUGAAACGACAGGUAAAUGUUGAAAGGAGAAAGUCAAUGCGCUUUUUUGUUCUUUUGGAGCAGCUACAUGCACUAAUCCUUAAUGUGAACUUCAUGCAAUUUUUACCAUGGACUUUUAAAACAUUUAACUUUAAAAAUUGUGUUUAACAAUGUUUAAAUCAUGGAAAUCUUCCUUGACCUCUUUAAAAGUAAAUUUGCUUGAACGAGUCUUUGGUAUCAAAUAGAGUAAAAAAAAAAAAAAGAAUAAACUCAAUGCUUUUUUAAUCAAGAGCUUCACUCAUUCACACAAACCUGGUGCUUUGAUGGCCAGUAUUGGGCAAACUGUCACUAUCUACCAGUAGCAAUUUACUGUGGUUUCUCUGAAAUUGUUUUCCUAUAUGGAAGUCAAUACUAUGUAUCCAAAGUGCCUUAAUUUCGAUACUAUGCUGAUUUUUGUGAAUGCAUAUACAUGGCAAUAUCACUGUUUCAUAAUCAGGUGAAAAAUCUGUUACUGCAUUUUGUAAGGCUUCCUUGUCAACUAAUCAUGUUUUCUGUAAUUCGGAAUGCAGUGCAGCUUUGGUAACUUUUGUAAACACUAUUUUUAUUUUCUGUGAUUGCCAGGUUCUUGAGAGGAUGAAGUAUUAAAACAUGGAAAUUAAAACAUAUUCUACUUUUCUUUUUGAACUGUCUAAUAAAACUGAAUUUUUGAAUUGUCUAAU